Molecule: messenger RNA, 7154 nt
Organism: Lates calcarifer (barramundi perch)
Lineage: Eukaryota; Metazoa; Chordata; Actinopteri; Centropomidae
Molecular function (GO): GTP binding
Source: RefSeq, a predicted model, not a curated record
AUUGGACACCAUCUUCAGGAGACAGAUAAAAUGGUGAGCAUGUCCAGUAGCUUGUCUCUGCUCCUGGACUCUUUGCUGUGUUCCCUGGCUCCUCUAAUCUACCUCACUGCACAGAUACCAGAGCUCAGGAGCUGCACACAACACACACUGGUGAGAGAUACCUAGACUUGACCUCGCACACAUACACUGUAUAUUUUCCACAAGUCCUACAUACAGUGACAUGAUUGUUCUUCCAGUAAUUUAUGACUUAAGGAGGAAACACUUGUUUUUUUAAAAUCACUUUGUUGUUGUUUUUUAAGGCCUCCACUCUGGAAAACAUUGCUUAUGUGAUGCCUGGUCUGUGAGUGAUGAUGAAGACCACACUGGCCAUAUGUAGCAUGUUGUGAUAUGCUGAAAAACGCUUUAGGUUAAUUUACAUAUGGACAAUAAGAAUCAAAUAUAUUUGGUUCUAAAAGAAUAUCUGUUUUACACAUUAUUUUUGUGUUAAUUACAAGUAUAUAAGUUUACUUGAAUGUAUCAGCUUUACGUUUUUCUAUCAGUUGGUUAAUUAAAAGAUGUAUUUGAACACUAAAUUACACAACUUUUCUUCAUCAGAAUAGUGACACAGACAUCUUGUGCCUGUGUCAGUGCAGGUUGGUUAGUCUCUUGACAGUCUCUUAGUUUUAUACUUGAAUAUAAAGUUAACACAAUUUCCUCUGUAUGAUUACAUUUGAUUCAAAAAUUUUAGAGAAUUACAAGUAUGCAUUAGCUCAGUUACAGAAAUGUAGUCUCAGUGUAUUUUUUGCACCUCUGACGUGAGUCCUAGCUGAUGAUUCAUUUGACUGCACAGGAGAAAGUCAAGAUGCAGAAGCCACUAAUAAUUCAUUUCUCAUCUAAAUGUGUGAUCAUCGCAUUGUGAAGAUCUUCCAAUAACAUGUUUCAAUGUUUUCUAAGUUUUCUAAAAACAGCUUAAUGGUCAGUCUUAUUCCUUUAAUUCAGAAUUUGUACUAGUGAAUAUAUUUUCUAGAUGGGAGCCCAGAGCUCAAGCUGCAGGUGUUUGUACAUCUGUAUCUGUAAAUCUGUACCACACCAUUGAGAUCAGUCUUAAUAUAUGCUGAGAGAUACAGGGUGAUUUGAUGUGGUUUCAUAAAUUGUGAAUUCACCUAUGGUUUGUACUAUAAAUCAUUACUUUCAUUUUAUAAUGAGGUCUAUUAUUUGUCUGUAAUUGCUCAAAUUAUCAAUGAAUUCGACACCUGUGAUUUGAAAACAUUUUAUAGAUAAUACAAAGGUCCCAGACUGAAGAAUUAAAGUUCGAGGCUUCAUGGGUUUUAUAAACUAUUCAGGAUUGCAGUUGUAGCAAAGAACUAUUUUGUGAACUCUUAAUCAAUGACACACGACACAAGGUCCUAAUUACAUUAUAUAAUUGUCGUGUCUGUCUGGGCCCACAGUGCCACCUCGAGAUGGCAACUGCAGCGUAUUAGGAUAUUUACUAACCUGAAAGUCUAUAAAUCUGGAAGGACAGCUUAUUUGACAGACAUCCAUGAGUUGUGACACUUCAUGGGUGUGGUAGAUAAAACUAUGGUAGAAUGAUUCACAUGCACCCUGGGAUACACCUCCACCCCAUCUUGGAAUGCUUAGCAGGCUGCAAACAAAGAAACCUGUUGUGCACGAAAACAUCUACUUAAUGAGUGUAUUCGCGCGUGCAUGAGUUCGAAAUUGGGAGUGGUCAGACUGCCUGAAUCUCACCUGCGCAGGCAGCUUUUAGCAUUCGACUGGGAGCCGACAUGCAGAAGUUGUGUGGAUGAGACACGUAAUUCAGUGCCAUCUGAACACAUAGAGCACUCAGAGGGGACAAUACAUCAACGCAGCAUCAAAAACCUCACACAGCUCGGACCUCACACAGACUAUGAGUGAGCACUUCAGAGGUAGCUACUAUGGGUCCUCGCCCCCAGAGCUGAGGCUUGUUCUUCUGGGGAACCUUGGAUGUGGAAAGACGUCAUCAGCAGACACUAUCCUGGGCCAGCUGUCCCCCAUCUCUCCCGCCGCCUCCAGGAGCUGCCAGGUGCGACAGGGCGUCUCUGAGGGCAGGAGCGUGACCCUGGUGGAGGCGCCGAGAUGGUACUGGACAGGCGGCAAGAUGGAGGACAGUGUCAGGGGGGAGACAGAGCGAGCAAUGACCCUGGUAGCACCAGGUCCACAUGGUAUUUUGCUGCUGGUGCCAGUUAGCCAGUUCACAGAGAUGGAAGGUCGUGUGCCUGCAGAGCUGGAGGAGCUCUUUGGGAGGGAGGCGCUGGAUCACACCCUGGUCCUAUUGACUUGCGGGGACUACUUGAUGGGAAAAACAGCAGAGGAAUACCUGCAGAAAGAGCACCCAGGCCUGAGGCAGAUGAUUGAGCGCUGUGGUGGAAGGUACCAUGUCAUCAAUAAUCGCCAGCGACAGGACAGGGAGCAGGUCUGCGAGCUGCUGGAGAAGGUGGAGAGAAUGGUGCAGCAAAAUGGGGUAUACCACAUGAAAACAGCCCAGGAGAGAGAGCUGGAGAAACGAGUGAAUGACAGAAAACGUGAACUUAUGGAAAGCUACAGAGCUCAAAGAGAAGAAAGAAGAGAGAUGGUCGCAUCAACGCGCAUUACCGACACGGAAACACAGAGGAGUAGGAGACAAGAGAGGGAUGAGAUGGAGGCAAGGGUGGGUGUAAGUCAAGUAUCUAAUGGGCUUCAUUCAACUCCAGCAGCAGAGCGACAGUCAUAUUCAGAGUCGCAUGAUGACAGGGAGGUGAAGAGGACGCCCAGUUUCAGACUAAAUCAAGAUGGAGCUAUACUCUCACAAAUGUCUGAGGCCCAGUCAAGUCCAAAGAUGGUUACUACUUUUCAUCACAGAAUCAACAGCUUUGAGGAGAAAUCCCCGGAGGCGUCUCCUACUUCUAGCCCUCAUUCACCCGUCUUCUCCUCCUCCCCUUCCUCGCCGACCUUCGCCGCCUUUCCUUCCUCAUUCCCCUCUUCCUCCUCAUCGACCUCUGCCGCCGCUGCCGCUGCUACUGCUGCUGCCACUGCCUAUCCCUCCUCAGCCUCCCUGUCCUCCCCAGAGCUGCGCCUGGUGCUGGUUGGGCGAUCUGGGGGAGGGAAGAGUGCAGCUGGCAACAGGAUCCUGGGGCGAGAGGAGUUUAAGUCAUACCCAGACAGCUUCGCAACCAUCACUCAGGAGUGUGUGAAAAAGAAAGGACUGGUUGAAGGAAGAAGGGUGGCAGUGGUGGAUACCCCAGACUGGUUCAAUUCAGAGCAUACUCCAGAUGAGGUGCGAGCUCAGGUCUCCUCCUGUGUUGCUUUGUCCAGUCCUGGUCCCCACGCCUUCCUCCUGUGCGUUCCCAUAGACCAGCCUGCAAAGACCGAGCUCCAGACGCUCAGGGCCCUCGAAACUGUUUUUGGCCCAGAGGCAGUCCAGAAACACACGCUGGUCCUCUUUACUUAUGCAGAUAGACUGAGGGAGAGUGGGAAGGCAGGAGACAGCAGCAUGGAGGCGUACCUUGCCGGUCAACGGGGGGAUUUGUUAAACCUCGUGGAGAAAUGCCGGGACAGGUUUCAUGUAUCGGAGGGGGGAAGAGGUAGGGGGGAGAGGAGGAAUGUGGCGGAGCUGCUAGAGAAGGUGGAGCAGACGGUGAAGGAGGCUGGAGGAAAGUGUUAUUCCUCUCCUGCUUUUCAGGAGGCGGAGAACAGAGUUAGGCAGAGACAGGUAGAGAUAGCAAGGGAGAAAAGAGGCAAAAAGCUAGAGCAAGAAAAACUAGGAGACGUUGAACAGCUCCGCUCUGACAGGCGGGCACUCUAUCCGUACAUGCAGCCUGUGGCUGAAGCAGAAGAGGAAGUGAGAGAGGAUGAGAUUGAGAAAACAAGGGAUGAGGCAGAGAUGAGUGUAAGCACCAUGAACAUCGAAAGCCUUCCUCCUAUCACGAUGUCAAGCUUGUCCCCUUCACUCCUUCGUUCCUUUAUGGAGAAAAUGGAGUCUAGUGCAAAAAUGUUACCCAAACUGUUGGCAGAUGGCUCUGUGUGGGUCGGUGAGGGAGCAAAGAACGUGAAAAGUAGUCCUGUGUGGGAGAAAGUUGGCAGUGGAGCGCAAAAUGUCCAGAAGAUGGUGGUUGAUAGUUCAGUGUGGGGGAAAGUGGGAGCUAGUGCCGGACAUGUGUCCAAACUAGUAGGAGACAGAGUUCCCAAGGUGGUGGUAGAUGGUACUGCAUGGGUGGGAUCUGGAGCAAAAGCAGCAGCAGCUAGUCCAGUCUGGGGAAAAGUUGGUUCAGGGGCCAAAGUAGUGGCAGACAGAUCCAUGCGUGUCGGAUCUGGGCUCGGAGCCGGGGCAAAGGAUUUGGCAAAGAGCCCAAUGUGGGGAAAAGUAGGAUCUGGGGCCAAAACCGGAGCUAAACUGGUGGCUGACAGUUCCAUGCGAGUUGGAGCUGGAAUCGGCGCCGGUGCAAAGAUGGUGGCACAGAGUCCGGUGUGGGGGAAGGUGGGCUCUGGGGCCAAAGCAGGGGUCAAAAUGGUGGCUGAGAGCUCAGUGUGGGAGAAAAUCGGGACUACUGCUAAACAGGUGCCCAAGGUAGUCAUUGGGGGUGCACUGCUGGGUCUGGUGCUCGGUGUGUUUUUGGGAGGUGUCGUCGGCGGAGCUAUUGGGGCAGCUGCUGGAUCUGCAGUAACUGAAGUGGGCAGACGAAAACUAGGCAACAAAAGCAUGUCAGAAAAGACAGACGAAGCUGUGAAAAAUAUGGGAGGAACGGUGAACGACAGCGUGGACUCGCUGGUGAAACAAGGAGGGAAAGUUCUGAAAACUGAAUGAUCGACUGAAUGGAGCAUGUUUAUAAAGUGUAUAACAAAUGUAAAAACAUGUAUUUGUUGUGAAUUAGUACCAUGAGAAUGUAUAAUUCAGAAACCUUUAACUCUUAUUUUGACAUCUUGGCGAUCUUUGAAACAGACUUUUUUGUCAGUCUGUCUCUGAUUCUUUCUUUGCAGAUUUUCUCACUGCAUUAACAUGCAUCACUUAACAUGAGCAGUAAAUUCAAGGUGAAUUUAAACUUAUUUGUUUGGCAAGUUAUAUUAUACUUAUACUGUACAGUACAUCAGUCACUCAGCACUUUCUUCUAAUACUUUAAUCUUCUUCAGUGCUUAAUUAAAAAACAUUCAUUAUAAAAGAAUUGCUUUUAUGUCUGUUUUUAGUGCUGUCGUCACAAUUUCACACAAAAUGUCUCAACACACAUUUUGUUGCAAGUAUGAUCUGUUUUACAAAUAUUAAAGAUACAUAUUUAAAAUAUUUUCACUCAUUCUACACUGACCAAGAACCUUUAUUAUUAGCAUUAACACUUCUCGUGAGACGGGCAGAGUUAGUCUGUACACGACUGGUGAAAUAGAGCUAAUGGUAUUUCUGUGUGCAUGUGGGUGUAACUCCGCUGGCAAGAGGGGCACAACAGAGGGCUGGAAGAGAAGGGGUGGAGGCAAGGCCAUUAUCUCUGAGUCCCAGCCUGGCCAGCAUCACCCCACUUGGCCUCCUGUAUCAGAAGGAGGAGAGAAAGUUAACACCCCAGCAGUCUCAACUAAAUGUUUCUAAGCUGUGGUUUCAUUUUGACCAAUAUUGCAUCACUGCAAUAUUUUAUAUAAAAAGGUUUAUAUAAAGUUUUAUAUAAAACUGGAUGUGUCUCUGAACACCUGGUAAAUAUAAGUUCUGUUUUUGGCCUCUACCAAGUCCUAAGAGAAAUAUCUGUCUCUGUAGCUGCUAAAUGCUCCUUUGAUAUAUUGUUAUUGCAAAUUAUUGCAGAUUUAGUGAAGGCUCAAGUCAAUCAAGUGUCCCAGUAAGCAAUGAGCCAUUAUGCACAGUACAAGGACCCUGGAGCUGGAUCACCUAAAUGGAAUGUGGCCAUUUUUUAUGUCAUUAUGUGCUCUUUCUGUUGUGACCUGUGACUAAAGUAAAAAUGUCUGAAAAACAUAUUUUUAUUUGUUUAUCCUGUAAUGCAUCACACCAUGAUAUCAAGAGGCCUUUCGUGAGAGUUUGUCAAUUGUGUUGCUACAAAACUGGCUACAAAAAAGUAUGUGCAAUUGCAGAACAGUGCAGCACUCCUUUAAUUUGUGUGACCCCUGCCUCUGUCUGUAAUCCUCUCUGUGGUUUCAGAGUGAAGCAGGGAGGUGACAGACCAGCCUGGCACAGCAGAGCGGACAGAAGCAGCCGUAGCAGUGUUGUGAAAGCAGCUCUUCCUGUUGUGUGGUCCCGAAACCGGUUGUAUAGGGGUUCCCAGAGCAUCCUGGUGGCUGUUUUCUCUUUCUGUUUUUCCCCACUCCCUUCUUCCACGCAGCGGUUGCCACCCCACAUGUCCAAAAACCCAUCAAACACACACACACACACACACACACACACACGCUCACACAGCCACCACCCCUCCUCCAGGAAACUCGUUGGCCGUCAAUGAGACAGCACUAACUGUAGGCGUUUCCUGGCCACUUGAUAGAGCCAAGCAAAGAGGCACCAGCACCAUAGCACAGCUGCAAUUGACCCCCCAAACUUUUCACUUAUACAAUCCCCCCACCACGCUGAACCCCAUCUCUAACCGCAUCCCACAUCCACCCUGACCAUCCUCACACAUAACCACACACCUAGAAUUGUUGCUGUUACAUCAACCUCUUUGCUAAUUCUUUGUCACAUCCACCUGAUGGCUUGAACAAACACAUCAAAAAUGCAUAAAAUACAUGUGAAACAUUCCUUCCCAAAUCUGCUGCCUGGGAAACAGGUCAUGGGAUGACAAUUAAGGCAACACUUUUUUUUGUCUAUUUUCCAGGGCUGGGACUGUCACAGUAAUGUCAGCGAACAGUUUUAUCCGGCUUUUUUUUUUUUUUUUUUUAAACUGGUGUUGUUUAUGACUUCCUUGUUAAAAGUACCGUUAUCAAUCUGUCAUCCUGGUGGACAGCACAAACAAACAACAUGGAGUUUGGCUUUUGGCUAUUCAGCCCAUAUAAUAUGUGGUGACAAAUUUGUUGUGUUGAGUUAUGAACAUAUGGGCACAGGAGUUAGAGCAUGUGCAUAUUAUUGUUCAAAAUAGACAUUCAUAAACUAAGUUAAAAGAGCUACAUUUCCAGCAAAUUUCCCCCUAUCAUUAACCUAAUCUAAUAGCGUUGCAUUUUUACAAUUGACCUGUGAUGGUUAUUGUGAU